Messenger RNA from Ostrinia nubilalis (European corn borer), 2101 nucleotides. Its product is annotated as heterogeneous nuclear ribonucleoprotein A1, A2/B1 homolog. The record is from RefSeq and is a predicted model, not a curated record. Gene Ontology annotation, biological process: mRNA splicing, via spliceosome. The transcript is spliced from 7 exons. Gene Ontology annotation, cellular component: catalytic step 2 spliceosome. The coding region runs from base 153 to 1154 and encodes 333 amino acids. Lineage: Eukaryota; Metazoa; Arthropoda; Insecta; Lepidoptera; Crambidae. Gene Ontology annotation, molecular function: mRNA 3'-UTR binding.
AAAACUGGAAAAAAAGUGACGUGAGUGACGUGACAUUUUGUUUGCGUUGCCGCUUUCGAUUUUCAUUUUAUUUUAUUUCAAAAAUCCUCUGAAAAUACUCUUUCAAUCAGCAAUUUAUCAUCAGCUAGCUAAAAUAAUUCAAAGUGACCAACAUGAAACCUAGCGGUGGUGGCGGCGGUGAUGAAUAUGAGGAACCAGAGCACUUGAGGAAACUAUUUAUUGGCGGCCUAGACUACAGAACGAACGAUGCAUCCCUAAAGUCAUUCUAUGAGCAAUGGGGUGAAAUCGUGGAUGUGGUGGUUAUGAAGGACCCACAGACCAAAAGAUCUAGAGGGUUUGGAUUCAUUACAUACUCUAGAGCGCACAUGGUGGACGAUGCUCAAAACAACAGGCCGCAUAAAAUUGAUGGAAGAGUGGUGGAGCCAAAAAGGGCAGUUCCAAGGGAGGAAAUCAACAGGCCUGACGCCAGUGCAACGGUGAAGAAACUCUUUGUUGGUGGGCUCAAACAAGAAGUGGAAGAAGAGGACCUGAAAGAGUACUUCAGCUCGUACGGAAAUAUUGUCUCUGUGAGCCUCGUCACGGAGAAAGACACUGGCAAGAAGAGGGGCUUUGGAUUUGUGGAGUUUGACGACUAUGAUCCUGUUGAUAGAAUAUGUUUGCAACAGAACCACAAAGUAAAAGGCAACCGUCUGGACGUGAAGAAGGCUCUCUCUAAGUCGGAGAUGUCUGGUCCCGGAGGCGGCGGCGGCGGCGGCAGGCGCGGAGGCCGCGGCGGCGGUGGCGGCGGCGGCUGGGGACGACAGAACCAGCAGGAUUGGGGGAACAAUGAUGGCGGUUACAAUACAGGGUACGGGCAAGGCGGAUGGGGCAACCCUAGUCCUUGGGAUACGAGCAACCAGGCCGCUGGCAACUGGGGCAACCAGGGCUACGGAGACCAGAGCGGCUGGGGCCAGCAGCCCAACAGCUUCGGGGGCGGCUACCAGCAGAGCUACAGCGGUGGGCCUAUGCGCGCUAACUAUAACACUCAACGGGCUCAACCAUACAAUUCUGGCGGAGGCAGCGGCGGUUACUCGACUGGCAAUAACGCAGCCAAUACUGGCUAUAACAACAUGGGCAACGCGGCCGGCGGCAGCCAACGUGGCGGCCGGUUCUAAUCCGCCACCGGGACCAUCUUGUCUCAAGUUGCUUAGUUGAAGCUAGGCAGGCAGACGGUAGUUAGUGGUGGGAGGUAGGCCGAGCUAGACUGUGAGGGACAAGUGGACUUAGUGAAGCGGCAAACGUAGCCAUUUUACAAUUUUUUUCACCUACAAUUGAGGUUUGUCACAUAAGGUAUUGUAGGCAUAGAUUCAUAUCUCUUAUGAUUUUUAGUCGUUAGCACACAAAUCACAGUUUUUACAUUUGAAGUCACAAUAAUAUUUUGCACGGACCUGUUAUGACCAUUCAGUAAGUUUAAUUUAUUACUUUUAAAUAAUUGUUUGCAAUAAGUCCUUUGUAAAAGCUGUGGCUUACAGGCAAUAUUUGCGUUCUUAGAUGUAAGAAGAGAUAUAAUUGUUCAUCUUGGAUGAAUAUUAUUGUUUUUAAUUUUCAAAUUUAUUCUAUUGAUAGCUAUAACAUUCCAAAAUCUAUUGAAUGGAGGAAGGAGGUGAUAUCAGGAAAUAACUUUUACUUAUAAAAAUAUAUAUUAAGUAACGUAAACACCAAUAUAGCUAUCUGAAUUAGCAUGUAACUAUCUCGAUGUUAGACAUAGGAACAUACUACUUUUUUUGAUUUAUUAUUCGUUAUUGUGUAUGACACAUAGAUGGUGUGUUUUCGUGGACUACCAUUAAAAAUGGUUAACAAAAAAAUUAACACCUUGAUUAUGAUUGUUUUCACUUGUAAGUUUUAAAAUUGUUGUAUUCUUUAACGUUUAUGUGUUUUACAUAGUUUAGUAUUAUUGUAAGGUGUGGAGAUGAAAUUAUUUUUGUUCAAUAUAUGUGUGCUUUAAAAAUUAAAUAAUUACUAUAAUAUUUUCCAUGGACUCUUCUUAACGUGGACGAGACAUCCCGGUGGAAAAGGCCAUGGUAAGUUGACUGUGUCCAAAAUAAACAUAUAAAACGAAUAA